Messenger RNA from Verticillium alfalfae VaMs.102, 497 nucleotides. RefSeq lists its product as hypothetical. The coding region runs from base 18 to 407 and encodes 129 amino acids. The transcript is spliced from 3 exons. The record is from RefSeq and is a predicted model, not a curated record. NCBI's taxonomy places the organism in Eukaryota, Fungi, Ascomycota, Sordariomycetes, Glomerellales, Plectosphaerellaceae.
AACCACGUAACCUGUUGAUGAUCACAGACCAGAAAGCCACGCCAACCGACAACACCAGAAUUCUCCACGAAGAAACUCAAGCUGAGAACCAUCAGCUACCAUCCAAUUGCCAUACCUCGACUCAUGGACUCUUCGCUCCCCCAAGUUUGGCAGGCUGCCGGCGUCAACGGCGCCUUCCUCCCCGCCAUCGGAAAGAACUCCCAGUUCUACGUCGCCUUUGCACUUCUCUUGACGGGGCUCUCUUUGACUGGUGCUUUCGCCCUGAACCGCUCCUUUAUCAACAUCCCCGCCUUGGGAUUCCCGGCCUCAGCUGCCAUUGCCUUCGGAACAGUCUACAUGUUCUGCGCAGUUGGAGUUUACGUCUGAGAUACCCCAAAGAAACACCCCACUUUCCUAGCCUCUUCUAAGGCACCGACAUCGCCUACCUUGUACUCUAGAUACCACAUUCGCGCGAGUUCUUUUCCGCCCCGAACUUCAAUUCCACCACUUGAUCCUCC